CCGAAAGUCAGUCGCUUCAGACCUGGAAACAAUUCUUCCCUGCAGUUUUUUAAAAACAAUUUUAUCAAAGAAACAACUGCAAUGUCUGUGAAUUAUGCUGCCGGACUCUCACCGUACGCAGACAAGGGCGUGUGCGGACUUCCAGAGGCAUUUGAUAGCCCCGAAGAGCUGAAAGCGAAGGUGGCAACCCUUGCUAACCUGGUAAAAGAGUCCAAGUACAUGGUCGUGCACUCUGGAGCAGGAAUCAGUACUUCAGCGGGCAUCCCUGACUUCAGGGGUCCAAAGGGUGUGUGGACCUUGGAGGAAAAGGGAGAGACGCCUCAUUUUGAGACAACGUUUGAAGAGGCCCGACCCAGCCUGACUCACAUGGCCCUGCUGGGACUCCAGCGGGCCGGAUACCUCAAGUAUCUCAUCAGCCAAAAUGUGGACGGUCUGCAUGUGCGAUCUGGUUUCCCAAGGGACUUGUUGUCAGAGCUUCAUGGAAACAUGUUUGUGGAGGAGUGCGAGAAGUGUUGCAGGCAGUUUGUCAGGGAAAAGGUGAUUGGCGUGAUGGGCCUCAAACCCACGGGACGGUAUUGUGAUGUGGUGCGCUCCAGAGGACUCAGAGGCUGCAGAGGGAAAUUGAUUAGCACUAUACUGGACUGGGAAGAUGCACUUCCUGACAGAGAUCUGAACAAAGCAGACAAUGCAAGCAGACAAGCUGACCUGGCACUGACGCUGGGCACCUCCAUGCAGAUCAAACCCAGCGGAGACCUUCCACUCGUCACCAAGCGCAAAGGCGGCAAAGUCGUCAUUGUCAACCUGCAGCCCACCAAGCACGACAAGCAUGCACACCUCCGCAUCAACGGCUAUGUUGAUGAUGUAAUUAAGCAGCUCAUGGAGCACCUGGGGUUGGACAUCCCAAAGUGGGAGGGGCCAACUGUGUGUGAGAGCUCCACUGCCGCACUGGAGGGCGCACCCGACAUCAAGCCCCCGCACGCUCUCAGUCCGGAUGUGAAGGUCAAAGGUGAGCUCAUUAAGAAGAAGAAACGAGAUGCAGAAAGCAACACCAUCAAAGAAGAGACGGUUUCGGUAAAGAAGGAGAGGAAAGAUCCUCCAGUGGGGAUAAAAGAUGACAAGUAGCCUCAGGUGCUGUCCUUAUCAAAAAUAUUUCCUGCCUUGAGAAACAAGCUUCUCACCAGUUUGAUCACAAAAGAUGGAGGUUCUAGUAUCUCUUUUUGCCCACUGGAGCUUACUAUCUUGAUCUCCAUUCUUCCUUCUCUCAACAUUACUUAAGUGAGGACUCCUCAGCUUGAAGCAUCAUAAAAUGACACUCAUGGGAGGCAAAUACUGUUUGAUGGAUUUAAAAAGUCUAUACAACUCAAUUGCCAGGUUUUUGUGAUAUAAAAACAUGCCAAGAUAAAUUAAAAAAAAUGUUAAAACAUUGUGACCUUUAACUUGUUCACCUCAAUUGUAGGGUGUGUAAAAAUUAAAAAAAAAAUUUAAAAAAAAUGAGAUUGUUGU
Messenger RNA from Phycodurus eques (leafy seadragon), 1503 nucleotides. RefSeq names its product sirtuin 6 (gene sirt6). Bases 82 to 1122 code for a protein of 346 amino acids. The transcript is spliced from 8 exons. Gene Ontology annotation, molecular function: NAD+ binding. NCBI's taxonomy places the organism in Eukaryota, Metazoa, Chordata, Actinopteri, Syngnathiformes, Syngnathidae. The record is from RefSeq and is a predicted model, not a curated record.